Molecule: messenger RNA, 2523 nt
Organism: Vitis vinifera (wine grape)
Lineage: Eukaryota; Viridiplantae; Streptophyta; Magnoliopsida; Vitales; Vitaceae
Exons: 9
Coding region: 1-2523 (840 amino acids)
Source: RefSeq, a predicted model, not a curated record
AUGGUAACGGUAACGAUGAUAGUAACAGUGACGAUAACGGUAAAAGUAUCAGUAAUGGUUAAGAUGACAGUAACGGUAACAGUAAAAAUAACAGUGAUAGUGACUGUAAUGGUAGAGGUAAAGGUGACAAUGACAGUGAUGGCAACGAUAACGAUAACGGUGACGGUAGCAGUAUUAUGGAUGGUAAUAGUGACGGUGACGAUAAUUAACGGUGAUGGUGACAUUAACGAUAAUGGUGACGCUGACGGUAAUGGUAACGGUGACGAUAACUGUAACAGUGAGGGUAACGGUGACAUUGAGGGUAAUGGUAACACUAAUGGUAACGAUAACGAAGAUGGUAACAAUACCAAAAAUAGUAACGAUGAUGGUAAUAGUGACCGUAAGGGUAACGGUAACGAUGACUAUAAUAGUGACGUAUCGGUAAUGGUGGAAGUGAUGGUAACAAUGACGGUGAUGGUUAAGGAUAAUGGUAACGGUAAUGGUAAUAGUAAUGGUAAUGGUAACAGUAACGAUGACGGUAGCAGUAAUGGUAACAAUGACAAUAACAAUGACAGUAACAGUGACGAUAAUGGUAACGGUAAUGGUGACGGUAAAAGUGAGAGUAACAAUAAUGGUAACGAUAACGCUGAUGGUAAGCGUGAUGGUAACAAUAAAGGUGACGGUAACAGUAAAAAUGACGGUAAUCGUAACGAUAAAGUGAUUAUAAAAAUAACGGAAAAGAGUAACGGUAACGGUGACAGUAAUGGUACCGGUAACGAUGACGAUAAUAGUGAUGGUAACGAUGACGAUAACGGUGAUAGUAACAGUGAUGGUAAAGGUGAUGGUAUCGGUAAUGGUGAAAGUGAUGGUAACGGUGACAGAUACAGUAACGACGACAAUAACGAUAACAGUAACGGUACCACUAAUAGUGACGGUGAUGGUAACAGUAUCGGUAAUGGUGAUGAUAACAGUAUCGUGGCGAUGACGGUCACGAUAAUGGUGACUGUAACGGUGAUGAGUAAUGGUAACGGUGACAGUAACAAUAACGAUAAUGGUAACGUUGAGAGUAAUGGUAACGAUGACGGUAACGGUGAUAGUAACAUUGAUGAUAACGGUGACGGUAUCGGUAAUGAUGAAAGUGAUGUAACAGGAACGGUAACGGGAACGAUAACGGUGACGGUAAUGGUGACAAUGAGGGUAACACUGAUGGGUAAUGGUAAUGGUGACGAUGACGGUAACGAUGAUGAUGACGAUGACGAUAACGGUAACAAAGAUGGUAAUGGUGACCGUAACACUCCUAGAAACAAUAACGAUGAUGGUAAUAGUGACUGUAACGAUAACGAUGAUGGUAAUGAUGAAAGUAACAGUGACAGUAACGGUAAUGGUAAUGAUAACGAUGACGGUAAUGAUGAAAGUAACAGUGAUGAUAAAGGUGACGGUAUCGGUAACGAUGGAAGUGAUAGUAACGAUGAUGGUGAUGGUUAUGCAAACGAUAAUAGUAACAGUGAAGGUGACGGUAACGGUGACGAUAAUAGUAUCAAUAAUGGUAACGGUAACGGUGGCGAUAACGAUGAUAGUAACAGUGACGAUAAAGGUGACGAUAACAGUGAUAGUAACUAUGACGGUAACGAUAUCACAGAUGGUAACGGUAAUGCUGACGGUAACAGUAACAGUAACGAUGAUGGUAACCGUAACGAUGACCGGAACAGUGACGAUAAUGAUGAUAGUGACCAUAACAUUAAAAUUAAGGGUGACGGUGAUGGUAACGGUAACAGUGAGAGUAACGGUAUCAUGGACGGUAAUGGUCAUGGUAACAGUAACGGUGACAGUAACGGUAACGGUAACAGUAACAGUAACAGUGACGAUAAAGGUGACAGUCACAGUAAUGGUGAUGGUCAUGCUAACGGUAACGGUGAUGGUAACGGUGUCGUUGAUGGUAAGAGUGAUGGUAACGGUGAUAGUAACGAUAAUAGUGAUAGAAAUAGUAACGGUGACAAUAAUGGUGAUGAUAAAAAUACCAUUAACGGUAACGGUAAUGAUAACGGUAACGAUAACAGUGGCGAUAACGCUGUCGGUGAUGGUAACAGUGAUGGUGAAGGUAACGGUAAUAGUAGGGUGACAAUAACGCUUUAUGGUAAUGGUAACGAUGACGGUCAUCGUAACGGUGACAGUCAUCGUAACUGUGACGGUAACGGUAACAUUGACGAUAACACUGAUAGUAACACUUACGGUAAUGGUAACGGUGACAUUAACUAUGAUGGUAACCGUAACGAUAACGAUAAUGGUGAUGAUAACGAUGACGGUAACGGUAAUGGUGAUAGAAACGGUAGCGGGGAUGAUAAUGGUAACGGUAACGGUAACGGUGAUGGUAACAAUAAUAGAAAUAGUAAUGGUGAUGGUAACGCUGAUGGUAACGAUAACGAUAACAGUAAUGGUGACAGUAACAUUCACGACAUCGGUAACUGUGACAGUAAUGGUGAAAAUGAUGGUCACGGUGACGGAGACAGCAACAGUAACAAUAAGGAUAACAGUAACGGUAACUAA